AUGUCUUCCAAUUCUAUUGCACAAAACAGUGACGAUUACAAAUCGUUAGAAUUAUGCACCACAAGAAAUCAGCAAAGGUUGGGCAGCGUAUUCGGUAAUUUCACGAGACAUCAUAAGAAAGGUCACAGAAGAAGAACAACUACGUCAACUACUUCGACUCAAACUACGAUCAUAUACACUACUGAAAAUAUUGAGGAAACGUCAGAGGCCUACACAACUAACGCAUAUGUAUUUAGUACUCAAUCGACAUUUCUGAAAUUGCCUAAACCGUUAAGGCUGUCGUCGUUAAUGUUAGACAAAGACUAUACAGAAGAUGUACAUAACUUUGACAACCCCCUUAAAAAGGUGGUUAAGGAUGCUGUAACCUGGAUAAGACGUAAAGAUUAUUCGCUCCUUUCCGUUGGCCUUGUUACAUACAGUGCCGAUAACAGAUUUUUUUCGGCCCACGGAAGACAUGUCAAGGACUGGGCACUACAUAUAAGAUUCGCGACAUCUGCCGACGCAGGUUACUACGAAUGCCAAGUACCAACACAUCCACCCACAAGCAUAUUCUUCAAGCUCAUUUUAGUCGCGGCAUAUGCUGAAAUUGUGGGGGAGUCUGAGAAGAUAAUCCACGAGGGUUCCAUGUUGAAACUAGUGUGCGUCGUCAAAAGAUCUACCGAACCGCCGUCUUACGUUUUCUGGUAUUUCGAGAACCGAAUGAUAAAUUACGACCUGAAUGGAGUCAGCGUAAAUAAUGGCCGGCAAACAAGCGAACUGAUAAUAGGCAAAGCCGAACCGAGGCACGCCGGAAAUUACACUUGUGUGCCAGCGAACGCCAAAGCCGCAUCUGUCACCGUACAUGUAGUGCAAAGCGAGACCCCAGCGGCGAUGCAGCACGGCAAUUCGUCCGUUACCAAGAAUCACGUUCACUGUUUCACCAGCACCAUGAUAGCUUUGACAGCUUUUAUCUUAAUAAUCAAGGAACUAUAUCAAGAAUUUGGA
Molecule: messenger RNA, 984 nt
Organism: Iphiclides podalirius (scarce swallowtail)
Lineage: Eukaryota; Metazoa; Arthropoda; Insecta; Lepidoptera; Papilionidae
Source: the annotation of a GenBank genome assembly